GUGAACCGGUAAUGGAGGCAGUUUUGUUGACAGCAGAGGAGAACACGAAAAAAAUCGACAGAACACUAGCGACAAAAAAUAUUUAAAUAAAACUGAAUUGAUCUAAUUAACUAUCCGUAGCCCGCGCCGAGGAUGCCCUGUUAGGCCCUUUUAGGGGUCUUGUACAGGGUGUUUUCACAGUCAUCCCUCUGUUGCAACCGACGCCCCCCACACCCCCAAUGCCAACUGCGUGAGACUGUGAACACCCAUCCCCUCUGGCCGAGUUCUUCACAGAGAAGCUGCCAUGGCAACCAAAGCGGUGGACAGCCCAGAGUCCCUCAUGUCUCUAUCGGCUGUCUACUGUCUACGCAACUUGAGCCGGACCAUGUGCUACUUGGGAGACAGGAACAAGCUCUGCCUGCACCCAGAUGUAUUCCUGCCCAGCGAGAUCUGUGAUAAGCUCAUUAGCAUGUACAUGGACCUGGUUCUCACGGACAACAACUUUGAGACGCACGAUGGCUUCUUCUCGCUGUUCUCGGACCCGCGCAGCACCAGGCUCACGCGGGUGCAGCUCAGGGAAGAUGUGGUGAGGGACAAGGACCUGGAGGCCAUCGCCAGACAGGGCCUGAUCGAGCUCCACCUCACCUACUGCAACAGCCUGUCAGCCCACAGUCUGAAGACGCUGGCCAGCCUCCGUCACACGCUGGUCUCCCUCAGCCUCUUUGGCUGCAGCAACGUCUUCUACAGACAGUCUUCUACUGACGCCCCUCUGGCAUCAGACGACGAAGACGGGGCCUCGCCCAGGCUGGAGACGGACUUUAGCUUUAAGGGCUUUGAGCGCUUGCGUCUGCUGAACCUGGGUGGUCUGGCAGAGGAGGUGGAUGUGGAGGCCCUCCUCAGGCCCCUGCGCUCCCUCACCUCCCUGGAUCUCUCAGGCGUUCGCCUCCCUUCCCCUGCCUUCCUCACACAGUGGAGUGACCAGCUCACCUCCCUGGUGCUCUACAACAUUGAACUGUCAGAGGAGCUCAUCAGCACCCUCACACGGAUGGAGCAGCUACGGCACCUGGACAUCUCACGCCAGGGUCGGCGCAACUCCAAGUUCAAGCUAACCAGGAAAAUCCUGACAACAAUUGUGCAGAAUCUGGUCAACCUGGUCUCACUGGACAUCUCUGGUCACGUCAUGCUGGACAACUGCGCCGUCCCACAGUUUGAGGAGGCCCUAGGACGCCCUAGUAUUGAGCCCUCCAAGAGCAGCAUAUACCCCUUCCAGGAGCUGAAGAGGCCACUGCAGUUUUUGGGGCUCUAUGACACUACGCUCUGUAACCUGACACACAUCCCUGCCUACAAGGUCACAGGCUCAAAGAACGAAGACCAGAUCUUAAAUGCCAUUGAGGCGUACACCGAGUUUCGUCCAGAGCUGGCACAUCGAGCCAUCAACCACCUGUUUGACAUUGCCAGGAUACAGCACUGCAGCCAGCUGCUUCGUGCCCUGCAGCUGGUGAUCACAGCCCUUAAGUGCCACAAGUACGAUAAGAGCAUCCAGGUGACGGGCAGUGCGGCACUGUUCUACCUGACCAACACGGAGUACCGCAGCGAGCAGAGCGUGCAGCUGCGCCGGCAGGUGAUCCAGGUGGUGCUGAAUGGCAUGGAGCAGUACCAGGAGGUGACGGUCCAGAGGAACUGCUGUCUCACGCUGUGUAACUUCAGCAUUCCGGAGGAGCUGGAGUUCCAGUAUCACCGCGUCAACCAGCUCCUGCUGUGGAUCCUGGAGCCGGUCAGGCAGGACGAGUCGAUCCAGCGCAUUGCCGUGCACUUGUGUAACGCUCUGGUCUGCCAGGUGGACAACGAUCACAAGGAGGCUGUGGGAAAGAUGGGCUUUGUCAGGACAAUGUUGAACCUGAUACAGAAGAAGCUACAUGACAAAUUGUGCGAUCAGGUAAUGGAGUUCUCCUGGAGUGCCCUGUGGAACAUCACAGAUGAGACGCCAGACAACUGCCGUAUGUUCCUCAACUGCAGUGGCAUGAAGCUCUUCCUGGAGUGUCUGCAAGAGUUCCCCAACAAGCAGGAGCUCCACCGCAACAUGCUGGGGCUUCUGGGUAAUGUGGCAGAGGUGAAGGCGCUGAGGCCACAGCUGCUGACACCACCGUUCAUCACUGUGUUCAGUGACCUGCUGGACAGCAAGGCCGACGGGAUUGAGGUAUCGUAUAACGCCUGUGGGGUUCUGUCUCACAUCAUGUUUGAUGGCCCGGAGGCCUGGGUCAUAGAGGAGCCGAGAAGAGACGUCGUCAUGGAGAGAAUGUGGGAGGCCAUCCGCAGCUGGGACGUCACCUCCCGCAGGAACAUCAACUACAGGUCCUUUGAGCCCAUAUUGCGCUUACUGCCCCAGAGCAUCGCCCCAGUCAGCCAGCACUGGGCCACCUGGGCCCUGUACAACCUGGUGUCUGUCUACCCGGAGAAAUACUGCCCCCUACUGAUAAAAGAAGGAGGAAUCACCCUUCUGCAGCAGGUGCUGGAUAUGGACACGUCACAUGACGAGACCAAGGACAUGGCAAGGAAGGUGAUGGAGCACUGUGGAAACUUCAAAGAGGACCCCAUGGAUUCCUCGAGGUAAAGAGGGAUGAGGAAGACAACAAACGCACCGGGGAAUGACAAAACUGACAUGAAAGGACUGAGUGAAAGAAAACAAACACGCCAAGAUUGUUUUUAUUUUCUUCUCACUGCAGGGUUUAUUGUGUGCAUCGAUUUACUGUAAUGUUUCAGCAGAAUAACCAUUUUCUUCUCAACCAUUGCUUCUGGAAGGAAUAUUUUUUUGUGUGACACAGAGUGAAAGAUGUGGUUGAGGGGGUAGGAAGUUUUUUUUAGUAUUUCACAUGGCAGGCAUUACUUGUACGAACGAA
Molecule: messenger RNA, 2876 nt
Organism: Megalops cyprinoides (Indo-Pacific tarpon)
Lineage: Eukaryota; Metazoa; Chordata; Actinopteri; Elopiformes; Megalopidae
Product: protein zer-1 homolog
Exons: 16
Coding region: 284-2590 (768 amino acids)
Cellular component (GO): Cul2-RING ubiquitin ligase complex
Molecular function (GO): protein binding
Source: RefSeq, a predicted model, not a curated record